Hipposideros armiger (great roundleaf bat) is the source of this 881-nucleotide messenger RNA. RefSeq names its product HLA class I histocompatibility antigen, B-73 alpha chain-like. The record is from RefSeq and is a predicted model, not a curated record. Gene Ontology annotation, cellular component: external side of plasma membrane. The coding region runs from base 88 to 792 and encodes 234 amino acids. Gene Ontology annotation, biological process: positive regulation of T cell mediated cytotoxicity; antigen processing and presentation of endogenous peptide antigen via MHC class Ib; immune response. The transcript is spliced from 3 exons. Gene Ontology annotation, molecular function: peptide antigen binding; signaling receptor binding. Lineage: Eukaryota; Metazoa; Chordata; Mammalia; Chiroptera; Hipposideridae.
AAGCCAAUCAGCGUCACCACGGUUCCGGGUUAUCAAGUCCUCACCGACUGGCAGAAUUCGUUUUCCCAGACCCUCAGGGUCUGGGUCAUGGGUCCUCGAACGCUGCUCCUGCUGCUCUCGGGGUCCCUGGCCCUCACCGCGACCUGGGCGGGCUCCCACUCCCUGAGAUAUCUCCACUCCGCCGUGUCCCGGCCCGGCCGCGGGGAGCCCCUCUACAUCUCCGUCGGCUACGUGGACGACACGCAGUUCCUGCGGUUCCACAGCGACGCCGCGCUUCCGAAGGUGGAGCCGCGCGCUCCGUGGGUGGAGCAGGAGGGGCCGCAGUUUUGGGAAGCUCAGACGGAGAUCGCCAAGGUCCACGCGCAGACUUCGCGAUCGAACCUGGAGACGGCCCGUGGCUACUACAACCAGAGCGAGUCUGGGUCUCACACCUUCCAGUGGACUUCUGGCUGCGACGUGGGGCCGGACGGGCGCUUCCUCCGCGGCUAUGAGCAGUUCGCCUACGACGGCGCUGACUACAUCGCCCUGAAUGAGGACCUGCGCUCGUGGAACGCGGCGGACGAGGUGGCACACAUCACCCGUCGCAAGUGGGAAGCGGCCGGAUUAGCUGAGCGCUACCGGGCAUACCUGGAGAGGGAGUGCGUGGAGUGGCUCCGCAGGUACCUGGAGAACGGGAAGGAGACGCUGCAGCGCGCAGGUACCAGGGGCUGCGGAGGCACCUGCCCGAUCUCCCCUCAGGCAGAGGCUGUACCUCCAGCUGGCCCAACCCAAAGCGGAGAAAAAUGGGAUUGACACCAGAAUUCUACCCCCUCCCCUGGGAUCUAAGGAUGAGGAUUUCCAUGGGUUUUCAGAUCCUGUACCUUGAGUGACACUCCCAAAAG